This is a messenger RNA of Arachis ipaensis, 692 nucleotides long. RefSeq names its product transcription initiation factor IIA subunit 2. NCBI's taxonomy places the organism in Eukaryota, Viridiplantae, Streptophyta, Magnoliopsida, Fabales, Fabaceae. Gene Ontology annotation, cellular component: transcription factor TFIIA complex. Gene Ontology annotation, biological process: transcription initiation at RNA polymerase II promoter. The record is from RefSeq and is a predicted model, not a curated record.
AAGGAAGAAGAAUUGAAGCAGAGCUCAACAAACAAUAACGACAAUAAGCUUCACUCAACUCUUCCAAAUUCAUUUCCCGAUUUCUCACCACUUAUCGUCCGAUAAUGGCGACGUUCGAGUUGUACCGUAGAUCAACGAUCGGAAUGUGCCUGACGGAGACUUUGGACGAGAUGGUUCAAAACGGAACCCUUAGCCCAGAGCUGGCUAUUCAGGUUCUUGUUCAGUUUGAUAAGUCCAUGGCUGAAGCAUUGGAAACGCAAGUUAAGAGCAAGGUCUCCAUUAAGGGACAUCUCCACACAUACAGAUUUUGUGACAACGUUUGGACCUUCAUGUUACAAGAUGCAGUGAUUAAGACUGAUGACUGUCAAGAGAAUGUUGGAAGAGUUAAAAUUGUGGCAUGUGAUUCAAAGUUACUCACACAAUAAACUUGCUGAAUUUCCAUGGACUGUGAUGAAGGAGUUGUUGUCAUUUGCUUGUAUCAUGGGAAUGAUGGCAAAGACAGUAGUCAGAUGAUCUUAAUUCUCGAAUGAACAGCAACCUCGUAACAAUAUGGAUUUUAAAGGCAUUAAUCUACACACUUUUGUUUUGUUAAUGUUACAUUCAGAAUGCUACAUGUUUUAAUUGGAUGAGAAUACUCUUCACUGUACUUUAUAAACGAAUUUAUCAUCUCCAAUGAUAUUAUAGUUUAUGGA